Molecule: messenger RNA, 3220 nt
Organism: Aspergillus ibericus CBS 121593
Lineage: Eukaryota; Fungi; Ascomycota; Eurotiomycetes; Eurotiales; Aspergillaceae
Exons: 1
Coding region: 10-3066 (1018 amino acids)
Source: RefSeq, a predicted model, not a curated record
CCGGACAACAUGUCGGCUUCCAUCCAAAGUAUAGUGGCAACUCCCUUGCAUGCUGUCGCCGAAUCCAAUAUUGCACUGGCCCAGUUAAACUUCGACUUCUCUUUGGUCAAAGUUGAAGCGCCCGUCGAGCUCCAACCACUCGGAAAGCAGCUCUCCAAGUCCCGACGGCAAUCCGCCGAAGACGGUUCGUUUCAUAUUCUUGCCCGGCGACUGGGUGUGUUAUUCGAUAAUGUUCUCCCAGAUGUACCGGCGCUCUUGGAGGCAUAUGGAACCCGCGCCAGUGAGAUUGUGCAGGAAACCACCCAUAAAGUACAAAGCCCGAAGGAUAUUGUUGAUGGGUUCUUCGGUUCCCAUAUAGGUAUCGAUUCCACUACCAUCUGGGCGAGUGCGACGAGUGGGAAGUCGGUGCUUCGCAUCCAUCUCCUUGCGUGCAUGCUGGCUCGCAUCUGGUCUCCCCAGGAGGCCACGGCGAUCUGGAGAGAACUGGUCACCCACCGCCAAGCGGUUAUUAGAAGCCAGGCCCAAUCACCCGAGAUCGUGGAUAACUACCUGGCUCAAUUGGCUGCCGCCCACGACAUUGACGGGCCGUCGCUAGGAAGCUGGGAUGCCAGUGCACGGGCGUGGUUACAAGUCGCGGAUCAGGCGCGGAAAAAGGAACAGAUCCAAAUACGCCUGAUUGUCAACAAUCUUUCAGUGGCAGUCAAAUCCCACGCAGCUUCGGAUCAUGGAACACCUCCGAAAUCGAAUUGUUAUGACAGCGUACUUCUCAAUCUGAAUCGCGCGUUGACUACAUUGGAGAAAUUGAUCAAGGGGGAGCCACAAAGGAUAACAGAUGGAGGGAUCCUUCUUGGCCUAACCUCGUGGCAUCUUUACCCCGACCUUGUUGUACUCGGCUCGACUACAAAGGAAAUCCGCCAAAAGGAUUACUUGGUCAAAGAGGGUGGGAUCGUCACAAUUUCCAUCGCAGCUCAAGCCAGCCCGAGCGCGGACGGGGUGUACUGGUCUUUGCCACUGGCAAGUCUUCGAUACUAUGGCACCGUUCAACGAGAACGCUCUACAAUGCAUGAUUCGAGAAUCUCAGUGGAGCAGCUACAGGCCCUAGCAUUGGGCGCUUCUUUGGGCUCUCCUGAUGUUCCAGUGACUGCUGCCAGGAUCCUCCGGUCGCUUUGGCAGCUUUUCCAUCAGAUAUAUCAAGCCAGAAUGUGUCAGCUUGCUGACAAGCCGCCAGAGCUCCCGGAGGACCUAUCUAGAUUCAGUGUGGUGGGUCUCAUAGAAGACACACCCGAGAUAUUCGAGGUUGUGAUCAAGUUAUUACAACUUCUCUUCCCACUCAGGGACGGGAUAGAUCUUCUACUUUCGGACGAUUCCAAUGAGAGAAAGACGGCAACGCAACUCAUGCGCUACGGUGCCAACUAUGGCAAAUUAUGGAUUGGAAACAAAAGCAACUCACCGUCUCUCUUCUUCGGCUUAGCAACCCUACGGAAUCUGCUUGGUAUGAUAAAAUACCCAGGUGCACGGGUUCGGAUCCUUCGCGAAUUAUGCGCCCAGUAUCAGCUCAAAUCACCCGACUAUGUAAUUCGCUUCCGAGCCCGGGACAACUCGUGGGCCUACGCACCCAUCGCGGCGGAACGUCUUGAGACCGUUCAUGGGGGUAUGAAAAGGAAACGGGACGAGUAUGAAUUGAUUGACAUGGAACCCGCUGAUCGCCUUGAUAUACCACCAGAAGAGAAUUGGAUUUGCAUUGCUACCUUGGCAGCAUCAAGUGGCCAUGGCUCACAGUCUUCCACAUCUCGUGUCUAUGGUGACAUCUUCGCCGAGCUCUUGGACGACAACACCCAUGAUGGCGAGUCGGUAUUCUUCGAUUUUGCUUUUGGGGACCAUAACCUUGCAGCCGUUUACAGAAGACAGACCAGUCAGCCUUCAGCCCAGAACAAGACAUUCUCGAGCACAGUUCCACUCGCAAUGGUGCAAGAACUUCUGGAUAAGAGCCUUUUGAGACUGGAUGGAGUGGCCCAGUGUCUUCUAGACCACUUUGAAUCCAUUCAGCCACUUCAUGGAGAUUCCCUUCUCGCCCUUGGACGUGUGGUAGACUACUACAAGCGCUACUUACCUCAGGCUACCGUGUCAAUGGGGGUAAUCAAAAGCUCUAUAAGGUCGUGGGCCUGGGUACAGUCAAUGGUCUCUGAACUCGAUCUGUCGGGCCCACUUGCCGAACAGCAUGCUCGUGAAGGAUUUGUAACUCAGACCGUUUAUCCGCAUCCCUUGUCUCGAGAACAUACAUUUGCAGCAAUUUUGCAAUUUGAAUCAGGAACAAUCAGUGUGGAUACUUCGGACCUUGCCGCAGUACUUGCGAUAUCGAGCGGGAACUCCCUAUUCAUCGCCGAACAACUUCUGCACGAUCCGACAUUUCAUGGAGGGACUUCAUGCUGCGCUGUCUCCCACGUCAUUGGGAACGUGGGUAAGCCAGGCGUUGCUCUCUUGGUUUCCCCCCCAGAGCUGGAAGUUCGGGAACAUGACCUUGAGCGGUGGCGUUUUGUUAAUCAUCAUCCAUUCAACGGAAGCCCUACCGGUGGAAUGUUUGAUGGCACUUCACUCCACUUGUCCUUUACUGGAUGGGAAGGGCCAGUUAGCUUAAACUCAUCCAGCUUUCGAAGCAUGGAGGCCUAUUAUCUGGAAACAACUGUGUCGGUUAAUGACGGUGGGGAGUGGGUGGGCGAUGUCGAUAUCCUAAAGGGGUUGAGAGAUGUCCAAAUGUUGGCCCAUCCCCUGUCAGACACAACAUGCUCCCAUGACCCUAGCUUUACAGCCGCGGGAGCAACAAUGAUUUCCAUUGACUGUUGGGAGGAGAUCCUUGAUCCUCCCAGUGGAAUCCUUGUGCUCCGCUCCACACCGGCCACGCCAGAUGGAUCUCGAAACUGGCAGUGGAUGGUCCGAUUAGCUGCAGUUAGCAUCGCAUCGUUGCGAAAGUACCAAUGCAUCUGCAUACCUUUGGAUAGAAUGGUGUGCUGGACCUGCGUAAUCAGCAGACUUGGUGUUGAUCGAGAGAGAACUCUUCUGGUUUAUUGAGUUGUGGAUUAGUCGACAACCCGUAGGACCCUACAUACCGUAUGUAGGAGCCGCCCUUUGAGGACAUUAAUCUAGUACACGUCUCCGCGAAUAUAAAGGGCCUUGAGUCUGGUCUGGAAUGGUUGUGACACAUAAUAGGGAAUCACCUUUUAAG